Ipomoea nil (Japanese morning glory) is the source of this 433-nucleotide messenger RNA. Its product is annotated as topless-related protein 1-like. Gene Ontology annotation, biological process: regulation of DNA-templated transcription. Bases 1 to 360 code for a protein of 119 amino acids. Lineage: Eukaryota; Viridiplantae; Streptophyta; Magnoliopsida; Solanales; Convolvulaceae. Gene Ontology annotation, molecular function: protein binding. The transcript has 4 exons. The record is from RefSeq and is a predicted model, not a curated record.
AUGGGAAAAGGCUCUUUUCGUGUGGAGUGGAAUGAAACUGAAGGCUAUAUUACAAGGGUUUACAGUGGCCUUUCCAAAUGCUUUUCGGGCAUUUUGCAAUUCGAUAUAAGCAGCAAUGGAUUACUGGCUGCUGGAGAUGACCAUUUAAUCAAAGUUUGGAAUGCUGAUAAUGAUCAAAUCUUGACAGUGAUCGAUGCUGGUGGAGACUUAACCGGAAGCCCCUGCAUUCGCUUCAACAAGAAAGGCAGUAUGUUGGCCAUUUCUGCAGAUCACAACAAGAUCAAGAUCUUGGUAAAUGAGUAUCUAACUCUAUGGAUGUGUCUAGAUAUCUAUCAGAAUCUACUCAAAAGGCCAAGCUGAAUGAAUCACCACAUGAAAAGAUUACGGAUAUCCCGGUAGUUGUGGAGCGUGGAGUUCAUGUUGAACCUACCAA